AUGUGGUACCUUUGCGUCUUCUACCACAGGCUCCUGGACUACCGGCGGCCGGAAGUGCAAUCGCUCGCUGAGCUCUUCGGCGGCCCCGGCGCCGGGGACGCCGUCGAGUGGCGUAUGCCCGAGAACCACCACGAGGACUCCCCCUUCCACCUCGUCCGCCUCCCCGGCGACGAGCGUCUCGCCGCUCAGAUCGCCAACCGCAGCCUGCUCGUGAAGGGGAUCUUUGAACUGUGGGGGCAAGGCGCCACCUACGACGAACUGGAGAAGGCGAUACGGCAGUACCCCGACGAGAGGAAGCUGCCGUACCUGACGCCCGAAAGCUCGUUCAAGAUUGUCGUCGACAGCUUCGGCAAGGUGAUCAGCUUCGAAGAGCAGAAUGAGAUCAUAAAGGGGUUCGCUUACAUCCCAUUCGAGGGCCGUGUUAAUUUGAAGAAGCCCGAGCACAAGUUCUUUGUCUUGGAGACCGAUGACUAUGGGUCACAAAAUGGCCUCCCGCCAGUUGUCCAGAAGACGGUAUUCUUUGGCCGGGAGGUUGGAGCAGCAGAUAGGCAUCUAUUGCCGACGUAUCAGUUGAAGAGCCGGAAGUACAUUGGUCCGACUGCAAUGGAUUGUGAAAUGGCGUUUCUCAUGGCCAACCAAGGGCUCGCACGGCCUGGGAAACUUGUGUAUGACCCUUUUGUUGGCACUGGGAGUAUUUUAGUCGCUGCUGCGCAUUUUGGAGCCAUGACUAUGGUUUGUGCUUAUUGCAGAAAUAUAUACAUAGCUGUGCUUUUGCUAGUCAAUGUCUCGCUUAUAAAGUUCUUUCAGGGUGCAGAUAUUGAUAUAAGGGUUGUGCGGGAUGGCCGUGGCCCUGAUUGCAACAUUUGGAGCAACUUUGAGCAGUACAAGUUGCCAGAGCCUUUGUGUGUGCUGCGAGCAGAUAACAACCUGCCACCUUGGCGUCCAGGCUUGAAGGAGAUAUUUGAUGCAAUCAUUUGCGACCCCCCAUAUGGUGUCCGAGCUGGUGGGCGCAAGUCGGGUGGUCGGAAGCUCCUAAAAGGAAUCAUCCCUCCGUACACAGUUCCGGACGAGAAGAGAGAGAACCACAUUCCAUCAACCGCACCAUAUAGUCUUGCGGAAUGUGUUCAUGACCUGCUCCACCUUGCUGCAAGAAUGCUGGUGGUUGGCGGCAGGCUCGUCUUCUUCUAUCCAAUGUUGCGGGAGGAUGAUGCUGCUGGUGUGGCGAAAUUUCCGGAGCACCCUUGCUUCAAGCUGGUGUCCUCCUGCGAGCAGAUCCUAAGCCUGCGGUACAGCCGGGUCCUGCUGACCAUGGUGAAGGUGGGGCCCUGCACGGAGGAGGUCGAGAGGAUGGGCGAGGAACGGCACCAGGAGUUCAGGGAGAACCACCAGAAAUGGAUGGAGGAGGGCAACCUGCACACUGCCGUGUUCAGCCCGGCGGAGCAUGAUAAGAAGCCCGAAUCUGAUAGAGGUUCCAAGCCCAAGUACAGAGGCAAGUACGUGUAG
Molecule: messenger RNA, 1503 nt
Organism: Triticum turgidum subsp. durum (durum wheat)
Lineage: Eukaryota; Viridiplantae; Streptophyta; Magnoliopsida; Poales; Poaceae
Source: the annotation of a GenBank genome assembly